AUGGCUCAACUCCCAUCCAACCAACAAGUCAACCAAUUAAAAGAAAUCUUCACCCGCUUUGACCUAGAUUCCGACGGCAGCCUCACCCAUCUCGAACUCGCCGCCCUCUUCCGCUCCGUCGGCCUCAAACCAGGCGACGAAAUCGACACCCUGAUAGCCAAAUUAGACGCCAAUGGGAACGGAUCCAUUGAAUUUGAAGAACUAGUGAACGCCAUUUUUCCCGAUUCCGAUGAAGAGAUUUUCAUCGACCAAGAACAACUCAUGAAAGCCUUCCGAUUGUUCGAUAAAGAUGGCGAUGGGUCCAUUACUCCUAUCAAACUCGCAACCCAGAUGGCGAAAUUGGGCCACCCAUUAACUUACCGGGAACUUAAUGACCUGAUGAAUGAUAUUGACACCGACGGCGAUGGUAGCAUCAGUUUUCAUGAAUUUACGGCGGUGUUUGGGAUGCCGGCGUCGGAAUUCUUUGGAAUAAGAACGCUUUAA
Messenger RNA from Lactuca virosa, 483 nucleotides. The record is from the annotation of a GenBank genome assembly. Lineage: Eukaryota; Viridiplantae; Streptophyta; Magnoliopsida; Asterales; Asteraceae.